AUGGGAAUUCUUUUCUUCUUUAUUUUAUUAAUUAGUUUCGGCCUCAGUACGAGUAACCAAUGCUCGAUUGGAGGUGCUAGUGCAGAUUUUAAGAAUAUAUUUGACACAUCCAGGGGCGUCAUCUUUAGCAGAACUACAAAUAACUUACAGGGUAUCGAAAGUUAUGCAUUUAGUCAGCAAUUAAAUUAUGGACCUUACUUUAGUCUCACUCUGGUCGAUUCCCAUUUUACAAUUGAGACGACCGAUGCUUUUGAAUACUACGAAGAGAAUGAAACUUUGCUCUCGGUAGCAAUCACAGCUACAUUCAGUUGUUUGAAUGGCCCUAGUGAAUUUUUUAUGUUAAUAAUAACCAUAACAGAUACCAACAACAAUGCGCCACAGUUUCUACCAUCUGAUGAGUUCCAUUAUACUGUACCAACACCAUUUCCAGCAGGAUUAACAAUCACAGGGUGUUUUGAUGGCAUUACUGUAAGGGACAUUGAUCUCACAACUCAGAGGAUAGACUUCGAAAUAGAAGAAAAUCCUUAUUUUGAAAUUGUUUAUGAUGAAAAAUCUUCAACUACAAAAAGAGAAUUCGUAGGAAUUUUGCGAAGCACAACCUUUAUAAGAACUCUGUUAGAACCUAUCACUUUGAAAAUCACUGCUACGGAUGUCGACCUGACCGGCGAUCCCCCACUAACUGCAGUUGCUACAGUUACUUUUAAAGGUGAAACAACGUUCACCUUACCUGAAGAUCCUGUAUUCUCUCAUCCGUUUUAUUUUGCUAAUUACACAAUGGACCAUCAAGUUAUUCUUUUAGAACCGAUUUCUCUUCAAAGUGGCUUCCACAAACUUGUGAAUUUUACUUUACAUGGAGACUUCUCUGAUAAUUUUGAGUUGGUCGUAACUGGGGACCAAGUAACAAUUCAAAAUCGAAUUCCACUUGAAACAUAUAUUUUGCGAGAAACUCAAAUUAUCCUUGUAAUAAGGGCAGAUAGAGAAGAAACUACGGGUGACAGAGCUACUAUCAUCCUACAAUUACCCGAAGGAAUCUCACUGCAAUUCGAACAGCCUAAUUAUCGGGGAACAAUUAAAAACAACAUCCUACAAAUCGCUGUGCUAUCUCUGUUACAAGGCUACGAAGGAGAAGUUGUUAAUACUGAAGUUCUUGGCGAACACUCGCAAUUCUUUACUACAAGAUUUUGGCUGAAAAUUAGUAAAUAUGAAAAUCAGGUUUUGUAA
Arctia plantaginis is the source of this 1221-nucleotide messenger RNA. NCBI's taxonomy places the organism in Eukaryota, Metazoa, Arthropoda, Insecta, Lepidoptera, Erebidae. The record is from the annotation of a GenBank genome assembly.